This is a messenger RNA of Marchantia polymorpha subsp. ruderalis, 6575 nucleotides long. NCBI's taxonomy places the organism in Eukaryota, Viridiplantae, Streptophyta, Marchantiopsida, Marchantiales, Marchantiaceae. The record is from the annotation of a GenBank genome assembly.
GUGUAUGACAUGGUUCCUUUGUCGACUCUGGGUCGUCUGUCUAAGUCUCCAAUCAUGCAUUACCCGUUUGGGUGGAGUCAGAGCAGAUGUGAAGUUUUGUUUGUUGUGUACCUUGUCAGCAACCCGCCGCUUCUUUGGAAGCGAGUUGAAUAUGCCGGUGGGUGUUCUUUAUUCGGGUUAUCUUGCUCAAGGUAGCCCAUAAGAGUUGAUUGGAAUUAUAGACUGACUUACAGUUCGUUUGCAGAGAAUUGCUCUAUCAAGUGUUGUAUUGUGAGGUUUAGGUGCCGGCUGCUUCAUGGUGUUUGUACGUUAUGAGGUGAAUUACAUAGUGCUGUUGUGCGGAUGAAAUGAUGAUGGAUAUAUGAUGUGUUCCCUGCUCAGCGUUGGAAUUUUGAAUGAAGGCCGAAUCUCUCAGCCGAUUAUGAUGCACUAGGAAACGUUUUUGUUCCCUGUACUGAAGUUGCACCUAUCACUUCAGCUGGGCAUAAGUGGUGGACGCCGCGCAUGGUUUAUUAUAUACGCAGCAAGAGCCAACGAAUUCUCCGUGAACUUCUAGAAGUAAAAUCAUAUUGAAAAUGUAAACUUCUUGGUUAGAGUAUGCUCUCUUGCUAGAACACGAGAGCUUGCUUGCAGAUUCUGUACAUCCAAGCAUCUGCUCGCAGAUUCUGAUUUGAAGAACUUGUCGUACACGGCCGUGGUUUCUAGUACGUUGUUCCUUUUUUGGAGCUUUGAUAAUAUAGAUCAUAGAUUCUUGAUGUCGAUACUGGAUAAUCAGGAGCUCUCGAGUUGGAGAAGGCGAGGAUUCUUUAAGAGAAAAAUCCCUUUCUAUCGUCCCUUCGAGACUUGUUGGAGACAGCACAAAUCUUUCGAUCGAGGGCAAGUGCCCUCGAUCGAAAUUCUGAGUAUGUGAUAAGUCUCAUGAAGCGCACUGCUGCAAUGGACCCGAACUUGGUACCCAAUUUUUCGUCACCUGCACAAGAACCGAUGAUCCUUCCCUUGUACGUCCACCCUUACAGCUAUCUGCAAGCGGCUGGUGUCAGCCAGCCUCCUCUCUCCAAAAGGGGGGUAGCCCAAGAAAAUAACAUAAGGAAGUCAAUGUCUCCAAAUGAAGAUAGUGGAAAGACUGGAAGUCGGUGGACGUCACACAAGAAAGAGACCUGUCGGUGUGCAGUUUGUAAACAAGUGAGAGGAGAACUUUCUAGCACUUGGUUCAAUCACGACAAGUCCAAAUGUGCAUGCUCUGUAUGCAAACAAGCAAGAGGCGAAAAAAGGUCAGUGGAGCGGAAAUCUAACAAAGGGUUGAAAGUCAAAACUUCAUCAAUUUCUAAGAGAAUGUGGAGAUUGGCUGGCAUGGCCUUGCCGCCUAAGAGGAAUGCAGACCUUACUGAGACAGGUAUUUCCCAAGUUUCAGAUAAAUUGAGCGUAACUCAGUUGGCUAAUGCCCCUUCGGCAGAAUCUUCAGCAGAGUCUUCGAGCUUGAAUCGGAUGUUUUCCAUCAAUCAGUCCAACAUGUUUGGAGCUGUUGCAAGUACAAGUGGUGGGACAUCGAGUUCUGGUAGCAAUUUCGGCUAUCCAAAUAAGAAUGUUUCAAGGAUUACAGAGGACUCCACCUUAGGGAGGUUUUCCAAUCUUAGAUCUCUCUUUGAUGACAUACAAACAGCAGUCAUGGAGUCGUCAGUAAAUAUUUCGAAGUUGACUCCAAGUGUUCAGAGCAGUCAGCCAGUACAGCCGGGUACAUCAAGAUUCAGCUGGAAGACUUGGGCGCCAUAUGCUGAGAGCCAAUCAGACAUUAGUUUUCAGCCCAUUCUACAGGCUUCGGAUAUUUCUGUCCUCCAAAGGCCUGGAGAACGGAUGGAUGUUUCAAAGGUGGAUAACGAUUUUGCUUCGGGCGUCGAGUGUUCAAGUACGACAUCUGUUGUUUCUCACAGUCAGUUUGCCGAUAGAACGAGUUUGACUUCAGUUUCAAUCUCUGACGGCAACUCGGACAUUCCUUGUCAAGUUGCCCCAAAAAUCACAGAUCCGUCUUGGACAAGCAGGUUGUCAGAUCCGGAAGUCAGUCUAGGUGGAUCGCCAAGUUUUCUCGAUGACUUCUUGCCGGAGUCAUCAAGUGUAACUACAUUUUUCUCAAGAGAUCAACUAGACAUGGAAAUAUCAUCACUGAAGUGGAGUGCAGGCCCUUCAAUAUCUGAGAGUGAGAACCCUUCUCCUAGGGUAUCUAACUUGCAGAUAUCAAAAGAUUCCGGCAUAUAUGAGUCACUGAUUUCGACAUAUUUACCAAACGCUCUCCACGUGAUUGUCCAAGAGCCUGGACUUGUCACCAGUAGGAAGAAGAGAAAAAAGGUGUUGUGUACUUCGGAUAGAAACACACGUGGAUGUGAUCGCUGUGCGGAUAGAACGCCUGGCUUGAACCAAUCAUGUGAAUCACAUUUGGAGUGCAUACAGUGCACUUCAUAUCGUACACGGAAGGAUAUGUUGAGUUCUCGGAUGCAGAUAACAAGAUCAUUGUCAGGAAGAUUGCAUGAUGGGUGGCCUUGUUCUCAUAUAUCAGGUUUGAGCCUAAACAUCCAAGUUUCCGGUUCCAAACUCGAGUCAUUUAAACGGCCAACGAGGUCUUGUCGCAGCAACAAUCAGAUUACGCCUGCAAGCGUGUUUACCAUCAGUUUUGCAAGCAGGAGUCAAUUCAUGGACGUCAUACUUUUUUCCAGCACAAAUGGAUGGGUUAAAAAAAUGGUUUCUACCACGCCUUCGGUCUUCAACAAAGAAAAAAACCUGGAUGAGUACAUGAAGGACGGUUUACAUUUGCAAAGUGCCACCCAACACAAUAAUGAGGGAAUAUUUGAUUCUUACACUAUUUUCGGAAAGAAUUCAGAGCAGGUACUACAUAAGCUUUUCAUUGGUUCGAGAGUUGCAAUAUUUGACAUCUACACGUUGUUAAAGCUUUUGGAGCAGGCAGGAAAUAUUUUGCCUCAAAACAUGAAAUUGAAGACCUUGAGAGUUGGUAGAGGACGUACGGCAUCAGGUCCUUUUAACUACCAGCAAUGUCCACACCACUCUCAGCGUAGUUUAGUAGAGGUGCCUUCGCAAAGAGCAGCUGACGUUCGAACUCACAGAAGCCAGAGUGCUCUCCUUUUAGGGGUAGAACCUUGUUCUUUCUCUUCUCCCACUCAUUACCGUCGUAAUUUGCUUCCCUUUACUUCAGUACCGAACGAGGAGUUCAGUUCUGAUUGCGUUCUAUUUGUUCUAAGGAAUUGGAGCAAAUUCAGGUCAGUCCGAACUUCGUAUUCGGGUCUUGAAGCUAGUUCUUGCCUUCAAUCUCGACAUUUACAUGACGUGCAAACGCAGAUACAGAGAAGAGACUACAUGAGAGAACCAGUUACAGAGGAGAGAACAUCGGUUCUUGCGAUGUCUACACUCUUAGGAUUGCCUUGCGUCCAACUCGGUCCCAGAAGUUUAAUCGAUCAUAUCUGUUCUGCAAGACCCAACACUUCAUGCAGUUGCCUCUCCACUUGUGCUAGAGAGGGUUGUGGAUUUAGCUGUACAGAUGCUGCUGAAGAAAAGAGUGGGUCUUUAGUGGAGAUGGGAGUGACGCCAGAGAAGAAAUCAACGAAACGUGGUGACAAGGUCAAUGCAGAGGAUAUAACCUCCUUGCCUGAAGAUGAUCUCACAGUGCUACAGCGAGGAGCAGGCAAGCGCAAGGAUGCAGAUCAAUGUUCCGACGCAGCAGUUAUUCCUCUUGCGAAAAGGAUGAGAACUUCGUGGAGAAUACCCCCUGUUUCUACCAUGUCAUCAGGACAGAGUUUGCCGUUUGUGACCGCUAAAACUCUUGGAAAUUUCUCAGCUUCAGCUUUCGUUUGUUCACAGAAUGCUGCUUCCCAGCCGUCAAAGUCCAAGUCAAAUGGAGAACCUGAUACUAGAUCUCAGGGUGUUUUUUAUGAUGAGAAGGUUUCGUCUUUGGAAGCUGAUAAGCCUGAUGAUGAUCUCCGGAGACAACUCGAACAUCUGAGCCCAAGCAAGAGCGAUAGACAUGGAGCUGUUUCAGCAUCUCAAAAUUUAAACGCUCUCAUGCAGAGGAAGAAACCUCCGACCGCUCAUAGCGUGAGGCAAACAGCUCGGUCUACAGUUGAAGCAACGAUUGUUCCAGCAAGACAUCCUGCACUAUUCACAGGUUUGUCAUUUCAAGAGCUCUUGAGUUCUGUAUCACAAAACCUUACCUUAACUUGUAGAACCACAGGAACUCGUGGAGAAGGUAUUUCGAACCAAACAAGCUUCAGUGUAGAGUGUAAGUCUGCUAGCUCUACCAAUUUGGAAGCCCAAGGUUUGCAGCGGUUGAUUGACACAAGUUCCCAUUCAUAUACCUAUCGAGGAGUUUCAAGCUGCAAGCAACUGCAAGAUCUAAAUACGAUCGGAGAAGAUUCAAGGUUUGAUGCCAAAGAAGUUACAGUCAAAGACAUGAAACUUGGUGGGGACACGUCAAACUUCCAGAAUGAAUCUGCUACCAACAUUGCUUCUACCAAGUCGAAAAGAUUGGAAGACACCAAUGUUCUUGAGCGAGUUGGAGUCCGUUUUGCAUAUUCAGCAGAUAAGAGCACGUCAAACAUCAGAAAGGAUUCGAAGCAACACAGAUGUUCCGAGGAAGUGAGCUCUUUCCAAGGAAUACAGGAACCCAUUCUAGUUGAGGAGUCAAUUCCAAGUUACAUUCUUGGGCGACAAGACCAUGCAGUUCGAGCUGAAGAGUCCUCGACACUUUCUCUUCUUUCAAAUUUGAUGUACAGACGCGAUAAGAUCGCAGCACUACUACGGGAGUCCACCCAGGCCGGAGAUUUGAUGAUUCCAGAUGAACAGGACGUGGUUGAGGUUGAGGCUCUUCAAUCAAAUGUGCUUGUUGAACAAGAGAAGACAGAAUUCCAACAUAAGUUGAGUAUGUUACUGGAGAAGCCCUUUGAUCCGCUGGAACUGGAUGAUUUAGAGAAAUGUAUUUGUGUCCGCAAACCACAAAUGCGAUUGCGAGAAUCUCGACAAGAAGUUCGCCAUGUCCCAUUGAGUAAAGAAGGUUUAAGCUAUUUGGAGCAUUAUCCAGAAUUUCGCAGAAAGCUCGAAUCUGCCCAUGCUUCUGAAGAAAAGCUUAAACUUCUUCGAGGAUUUUUCUUCUGGAUUCAGCAUACUUGCAUGUCGGGAGCGUUCAUGCCAUGGGAGGAUAAGGAAGAGGACGAUGAUAUUCAGAUCCUGGAGGAGAAGGUCGUAAGUAAUAGACAUAUGACCAUUGGAAAGUCCACUCGAGUGAAAGGAAUUGGAAGGCAGAAUAAGUCAGGAGUUGCGGCUGAACGGACUAAAGAUGUGAGACCUGUAAACGUCAUGCAUAUGUCACUGAGAGCAAGGAAAAAGACGGUCUAUGAAAAGACUAGUAAGCCCCAAAGAGCGAAAAAAAAUGCACAUCAACUUGCAACUACAAAAGUGAAGACCGAAGGCCACGAAGAUAAUGCAUUUGAGACCCUGCGGAAGGGAAAUUCUGAUGUUCGUAUAGUUACAGCUCGUAGAGCUAGUUUGACUCAAGUCGAAAGAGUAAGAAAGGGCGGCAAAUCGACACGUCGUCAACACAAAGCACGGAAAGUAAGACCAUGACCUGCCACUGUGUACGCACCGAAGCUGUCACACAUCAUUGAAGAGGCUCUCUUUACAGGGAGGUCACUACUCUUGGGUUGUGGAGGGCAACUUUUGAAAAUAUUUCAAUUCGAUACCCGAUGAAGUGAUCGGAAGUGAUCGAAGUCGGAAGUUGUCCAUUUUGUGGCGAACAAGAAGGUGAUUAUUGUUCAGCUUGUCAGAAGUUACUGGAACAAGUUUGAAAGCUGCUGUUGUAGAUCAAACAAGAGUUUGUCGGGCUCAGCUGUUGGGCGCCUUUCUCCAUGUGGAUCUGAUAAUUCAUCUUCUCAUGUGGAAGUCAUCGAGGAAACAUUCCAAAACUGUGUUAUGCAGGGUAAAAACACGAGGGUGAAUUCUUUUGCCAGUGGCGAAGACAACGAGCAACGAAGAACAGUGGACAGUCAUAGACUUAGUCUUAGUGCAGUUGUAAUGUACACUACAGUAAAUCAUAGAGCCAAUAACCAGAUGUGUAAAUUACCAACCCAAUAUAUAUGUCAUCAGUAUAUAUUGAGUCCGACUGGUUAUUCUUGACGAUCCCAGAACAAAGGGGAUCUUCUUCACACAUAGGAGUUCAGCUUUUGACUCUAUACGAGGUCAACGGUUUCAUAUCGUCUUAUUUGAUCUGUUAGUAUCCGUCGUAGAUAUUAGGAUACAUCUCGCACGUGUCGUUGCAAGGCAAAGUUAGAAGUAUCUGAGUGGGAAGUACAUAACCGUAUGAAAUAGGAGAACACUGGUGAUCAUUUGUUCUCUAUGGAGUGGAAAUCUUGUACAGAGUAAAAAUACAAAUGAGGUCCAUCAAAAACCUCUCUUUUGUUUAUCGAAUCUUUUGGUUAAGUGUUCUUACUCCACAAGUUUUCAACUCAGAAAAGAACAUUAUUUGUAUUUUAGUCAGGGCGAAAAUAUGCGGAGUACGCAUUUGGUAUACAUUUUCUUGCGUC